Myripristis murdjan (pinecone soldierfish) is the source of this 928-nucleotide messenger RNA. RefSeq names its product coiled-coil-helix-coiled-coil-helix domain containing 10 (gene chchd10). The transcript is spliced from 4 exons. Gene Ontology annotation, cellular component: nucleus; mitochondrion. Bases 239 to 673 code for a protein of 144 amino acids. The record is from RefSeq and is a predicted model, not a curated record. Gene Ontology annotation, biological process: mitochondrion organization. NCBI's taxonomy places the organism in Eukaryota, Metazoa, Chordata, Actinopteri, Holocentriformes, Holocentridae.
AACGUCACACCUGAAAGCACAGUGAAGCGCUUCUUUGGAAAAUCUCGGACUAACUUCUUACUCUCGCGACAUCUGUCAGCCCAGCAAACCGCACAAGGUCACUUGCACGUGCGCGUGGCUGUCAGCGGCGGCCGGUCUGAGCAGCCUGACUGCAGCUCUUUCUAGAAGAAACCUCUCACUCGCUCUGUUCAUCACCAGCCGCUUCUCACCCCGAAACCACAACUUUUUCAUCUCAGCGAUGGCCAGAGGAAGCCGCAGCCGCCCCUCUGCUCCAGCGAGCCCAUCUCCAUCCCAUGCUCCAGCCCCUGCCCAUCCACCCCCUUCAGCCCUGGCCUCAGCCCCAGCCCAGCCCCAGGGACCGGGGCUCAUGGCCCAGAUGGCUAGUACUGCCGCUGGGGUGGCAGUCGGCUCGGCUGUUGGCCAUGUCAUGGGCAGCGCCCUUACUGGAGCUUUUAGUGGGGGCAGCAGCAGCAGCAGCAGCAGCCCAGAGCCAGCAAAGCCUGCAUAUCAGGAGCCCCCUCGGCCCGGCCCGGCCCAGCAGGGCCCCUGUCACUUUGAGGUGAGACAGUUUCUGGACUGUGCCACCACUCAGUCUGACCUGAGCUUGUGUGAGGGCUUCAAUGAGGCUCUCAAACAGUGCAAGUACUCUCAUGGUGUGACAUCACUGGUGUAAAGGAAGUGUGUCUGAAGUCAUAACGAGCACAUUUCCAUCAUGUAAAAACCUUUGUUGUAGAUAUAUAAACCUUUUCUGGUCCAGUAAAAAAAAAAGAGAAAACAUCAACACUAUACCAGUCAGCGAGGAAUCUAAAGAUUAUGGAUCUUCUGUUUGUUUGCUCUGUUGAUUGUUUGAUUGCUGUGAAAAGUAUGGCAGGUUUUUGGUAAUGUACAGUAAUUAAAAAAUUGAAUAAAUAGCUGCUACCUACUGUCA